This is a messenger RNA of Anoplopoma fimbria (sablefish), 2548 nucleotides long. Its product is annotated as semaphorin-3F-like. Gene Ontology annotation, biological process: semaphorin-plexin signaling pathway; axon guidance; neural crest cell migration. Bases 39 to 2411 code for a protein of 790 amino acids. Gene Ontology annotation, molecular function: chemorepellent activity; semaphorin receptor binding. The record is from RefSeq and is a predicted model, not a curated record. NCBI's taxonomy places the organism in Eukaryota, Metazoa, Chordata, Actinopteri, Perciformes, Anoplopomatidae. The transcript has 18 exons.
UGGACUCUCCUUCUGCUCUGUUAACUAACAGAGGGACAAUGUUGUGGGACAAACUGUGCUGGCUACUGGCCCUGCUGGCCUUAUCGUACGCGGCGCUGCCCGCCUCCAACGAGCCCCUCUCUGCUCCCAGGAUCUUCCUGUCCUUCAAAGAGUUAAAGUCUACCGGCACAGCUCAUCACUUCUCCUUUUUGCUGAACUCGACUGACUAUCGGAUCCUUCGCAUGGAUGAGGACCACGACCGCAUGUAUGUGGGCAGCAAAGAUUAUAUACUCUCUCUGGACCUGCACGACAUCAACAAGGAGCCGCUCAUAAUCCACUGGCCUGUUGCCCCCCAGAGGAAGACUGAAUGUGUCCUGUCAGGGAAAGACACCAAUGGAGAAUGUGGAAACUUUAUCCGUCUGAUUGAGCCGUGGAACCGGACCCACCUGUAUGUUUGUGGAACAGGCGCGUACAACCCCAUCUGCACCUACGUGGACCGAGGACGCAGGUCACAGGGGUCCCACUACCUACAGGCACCCCAAUCUGGAGGGAGAACAAGUCGGGCAGCAGACUACAGCACUACGUCAGAGCCUUUGGAGGCUAAGGAAUAUAUUUUCCGACUUGAACCUGGUAAAGUGGAUUCUGGCAAAGGAAAAUGUCCUUAUGACCCCAAACUGAACAGCGUCUCUGCUUUGAUCAAUGGAGAGCUGUAUUCAGGAGUCUACAUUGAUUUCAUGGGAACCGACUCCGCUAUCUUCCGUACACUGGGGAAGCAGACCGCCAUGAGGACGGAUCAGUACAACUCCAGAUGGUUAAACGAUCCCACAUUCAUCCACGCACACCUCAUCCCAGACAGCGCUGAGAAGAAUGAUGACAAGCUCUACUUCUUCUUCCGCGAGAAAUCCUCUGAGAUGGGCCAGAGUCCCAUGACCCAGUCCAGGAUAGGGCGGAUCUGCCUGAAUGAUGAUGGUGGACACUGCUGUCUGGUCAACAAGUGGAGCACGUUUCUGAAAGCUCGCCUCAUUUGUUCAGUGCCUGGACCUGACGGCGUCGAGACACACUUUGAUGAACUAAGGGAUGUGUAUAUCCAGCCAACUCAAGACAACAAGAAUCCUGUCAUCUAUGGUGUCUUCUCAGUUUCAGGAGCUGUGUUCAAAGGCUCGGCAGUGUGCGUCUACUCCAUGGCCGACAUCCGGAUGGUCUUCAACGGGCCUUUUGCCCACAAGGAGGGGCCUAACUACCAGUGGGUGGCGUACACUGGGAAGAUCCCUUACCCACGACCUGGCACUUGUCCUGGAGGCACUUUCACCCCCAACAUGCAAUCCACAAAGGAUUACCCAGAUGAGGUGAUCAACUUCAUGAGAAACCACCCCACCAUGCACAAUGCUAUAUACCCAGUGCACAAGCGCCCCCUGGUGGUCAGAACCAACGUGGACUAUGAGUUCACCACAAUUGCAGUGGACCAAGUGACAGCUGCUGACGGGAGCUACGAGGUGCUCUUCCUGGGCACAGAUCGAGGGACAGUCCAGAAAGUGAUUGUCCUGCCUAGAGACGACCUACAGACUGAGGAGUUGGUCUUAGAGGAAGUAGAGGUCUUCAAGGUUCCCACGGCAAUUACCACCAUGAAGAUUUCAUCGAAACGGCAACAACUGUAUGUGGGAUCAGUCCUGGGGGUGACCCACCUGGCUCUCCAUCGCUGUGAUGUGUACGGUGAGGUCUGCGCUGACUGCUGUCUGGCCAGAGACCCAUACUGCGCCUGGGACGGCAAAACCUGCUCCAGAUACUCUUCCUCACAGAAGAGACGGAGCCGUCGGCAGGAUGUAAAGUACGGCAACCCAAUCCGCCAAUGCAGAGGUUAUAACUCUAACACCAAUAAGAAUACUCUGGAGACAGUUCAGUAUGGGGUGGAGGGCAGCACUACGUUCCUGGAGUGCCAGGCCAGGUCUCCUCAUGUGUCUCUCAAGUGGCACUUGCAGAAGGAAAACAGUGACAGGAGAAAAGAGAUUCGCUCAGAGGGCCGCAUCCUAAAAACAGAACAAGGUCUUCUGAUCCGCUCGCUGCAGUCCUCCGACAGCGGCAUCUACCAGUGCACAUCCACGGAGAAAAACUUCAAACACACGCUCGUCAAAAUGCAGCUUGUGGUCCUCUCCAGUCGCACGGUCAACAACGUGUUGGUGGAAACGGGCAGCCCGGCCCUCCCUCCACUGCAGUCCAGUGCCUGGACUCCGAGCGCCGGUCAGUACAAAGACCUGCUGACCAUCCUAAGCCAGCCGGAGAUGGGCCUGAUCAACCAGUACUGCCAGGAUUACUGGCAGCAUGGAGACGUCAGCCUCGGGGACAACAAAGCCAAAAGCCUGAAGGAGCUGAAAGAACAGAAGAAGCCUCGCAACCGUCGGCAUCACGACGAGCAAACAACUCCCGCUGAGACAUGAGGAGCUGGAUGUACGACUCAUCACACUCCCCCUGUCUACCUUUCCACACCACCUCCUAAACACUGCAACCCUCCAUUUAGGGGAAUGACUCCAGUUAGAAACAUGAAAUGAUCUUAACGGACAAGACAGAUACUGCA